This is a messenger RNA of Acanthochromis polyacanthus (spiny chromis), 3708 nucleotides long. RefSeq names its product neutral cholesterol ester hydrolase 1-like. Bases 165 to 1385 code for a protein of 406 amino acids. Lineage: Eukaryota; Metazoa; Chordata; Actinopteri; Pomacentridae. The transcript has 5 exons. Gene Ontology annotation, cellular component: membrane. Gene Ontology annotation, molecular function: carboxylic ester hydrolase activity. The record is from RefSeq and is a predicted model, not a curated record.
GACCUUGAGCUUUUAUUUUGAAAUUGGGGUCAUUCCUCCGUGUUUUGUCGACCGAGCGACCCAUAGAUAUGAAGAGCGACCGACCGACCGCCGGGACCGGUUGGAGGGUGUAGGCUGCUCAUGAGUAACGCCAGGUCUCCGGGCAGGUAGUACACACCGCCGCGAUGAGGCUCCGUGUGGCCGGAGCCGUGCUGCUGUCGGCGGCCGCCUACUACGUCUACCUGCCGCUGCCCAGUGGAGUGAGCGAACCGUGGAAGCUGAUGCUGCUGGACGCGCUGUUCAGGAGCUUCAUGCAGGCGAGCGACGUGGCUCACGCUCUGGGCGUCUGCCACCGGGUCCACCUGCUGAACCGGGUGGUGUCCUGGGUGGAGGUGGUCGAGGCUCGGUCGUCAGCCGCCGUCAACGUGACCGACCGGUCGCUGGGCGGAGUCCCUACCCGGGUGUUUCAGCCCAACGGAGGGUCGACGCCCAAGAGAGGCGUCAUCUACUUCCACGGUGGAGGCUGGGCCCUCGGCAGCGGGCGGAUGAGAUCUUAUGACCUUCUCUGUCGGAAAAUGGCUGAAGACCUGGACGCUGUCAUCAUGUCUGUCGAUUACCGUCUGGCUCCGGAGGCGGUGUUCCCGGAUCAGUACCACGAUGCGUUGGCGGCGUCGCGCUCCUUCCUGUCCCCUCAGGUCCUCCAGCGCUACAGCAUCGACCCGGAUCGUCUGUGUGUGUCCGGAGACAGCGCCGGCGGAAACCUGGCCGCCGCCGUCGCACAGAAGUUCGGCUCAGACGACACUCUGAAGGUGAAGUUCAAAGCCCAGGCUCUGAUCUAUCCAGUGCUGCAGGCUCUGGACUUCCACACCCCGUCCUACCAGCAGAACCAGGCCGUUCCCAUCCUCUACAGACCCAUCAUGGCUCGGUUCUGGCUGCAGUAUCUGGGCGCCGACUCGUCCCUGGAGCCGCUUCUGCUCGCCAACAACCACAGCUCUCUGGACCAGCCGGGCAUCAGCGCCGCCGCCCGGUCCCGGCUGGACUGGACCAACCUGCUGCCGGCCGAGCGCAGGAAACACUUCCGGCCGGUCAUCAAGGAGACGGGGUCAGCCAGCGUGGUGGGCCAGGUGCCGGGGCUGACGGACGUGAGGGCGGCGCCGCUGCUGGCGGAGCCGGGGGUUCUGGGUCGGACGCCCAAAGCCUACGUGAUGACCUGCGAGUUUGACGUGCUGAGGGACGACGGGCUGAUGUACGGCAGGCGGCUGCAGGACGCCGGCGUCACGGUGACCAGCGACCACUACGAGGAUGGCUUCCACGGCUGCAUGGUGUUCGCCUACCUGCCCAUGAUGUCCGGCGUCGGGUGGAGGAGCAUGAACAACUACAUCUGCUGGCUGGACCAGAACCUGUAGCCCAAAGAUCUGAGAGGAGUGAAAUAAAUGAGAUUAUCAGAAACCAGGUCCGUGUGGAGGCAGCUGGUCGCAGCUUUAACCCAGAAAUCGCAUCUGUUUGACAUAAAGCUCUAAAUCCCUGGAUGCACAUCGACAAUCGGAGUGUCCUGAUUGGGCCCUAAAACCAAAACUCCUUCCGCCAUUCGUGACCAAAGAAAGACAGAAAACAUUCAGUUCUGAUCACUGAAGGGCUUGUUUUCUGCUUCUAUUUAUUUAUUUGUUCUGAACCCUCUGAACUCCUCCUGUCACAUUUCUACUCACCGGUUUCUCAUUUGUCACUGCAAUAUAAAGUGGAAGCUACGACUAGAAGUAGAGAAACUCACAGAUGUUUUCAGGAUGUCGUGAAGACACAACAAAAGUUACAUUCCUUUGAUUAUUUAUUGCACAACAAUGCUUUUUUUUCUUUUACUAACACUGGAAACGAUUGUUGGCUCUUCAUACUAUAGAUAUUUAACAUUUUAACAAACUGGGAUUAGAUGUUUCACCACGCUGAAUGUAUCUUCAACAACUUGCUCUGUUCACUAGUUUUGAUCAAUGCUUGAUUUUCCUCUUAUUCUGUAGGAUAAUAAUUAUUAAUAUAAAUAACAGAAUUUUAAUCUGACAGUUUUUAAAGCUCAAAGUCAGAAAUGAUCGGUCAUCAAUCUCCUCAUUUAUGAAUAACUAAGAUGUUUCACCAUGCUGGAUGUAUCUUCCAGCAACCUGCUCCUCUAUUCACUGUUUUUCAGCCAUUCCAUGUUUUUUUUUUUUUUAAUCAAACAUGUUUAAUUUUGUCACUGAUUUGUUCCCAUACUUGCCUCCUAUCUGCUCUGUGUUUACACUGCCUGCAGUUCAGUUGAAAUUUCACAAAAAUAGUAAUUUAAUUUGCAUUAAAACCCUCAAUUGCAACAGAAAAGCCUCCAUUUUGAUAGCAGGAGUUAAAAAAUGUACUCGGACUGCUUAAUUAUCAAAACAAUUUCAGCUUUGUAUUUUACAAAAAGGCCGAAAACGGCACAAAAAACAACUUUUGUAGUUUUUGUUUUUACAGUUUCUGGCACUGAUAAAUGGUUUUAUUUAAGCAGAGAGUACAUGGAGUCAAAAAACACAGACUUUUUAGCUUGAUUUUGGUGAAAUAUUUGAUGAUUUUAAGCUCAGAUUUACCAUUUGUUUUAUUGCUUAUGUACAUUUAAUUUAGUCACUAAUUUGUUCCCAUACUUGCCUCCUAUCUGCUCUGUUUUUACACUGCCUGCAGUUCAGCUGAAAAUUUGCAAAAUUUUGUCAAAAUCAGUCAUUUAAUUUGCGGGAAAACCCUCAAUUGCAACAGAAAAGCCUCUGUUCUGAUAGCAGGAGUUAAAAAAAUGUACUCAGGCUGCUUAAUUAUGAAAGUAGUUGUAGCUUUAUACUUUGCAAAAAGGUCAAAAAAAGCUGCAAACUGCAAAAAAAUUGACUUUUGUAUGACUUUGACCCUCAAAGUACAGAUGUUUUUGCAUCCUGCAGCUCUGCAAGAACCACUAAAAUGAUGAAUCUUUAUCAGACUUCUACUCUGGCAGGUUUUAGAGGUUAAAGUCAGAAAUUAUCUCGAGCUUUUUAAUGCCUUUACGACGCUGAUGCAGGCUGCUCACGCUCAUAAAACAAGCCGCGAGUCGUGGUGAAAGUGUGCCAGAGUUCACAGCUGCGUCGACUCACUGGAUUGUGCAACACUGGAUGUUUAAAGCGUGCGUCGCUCAUGCAGCAGCGACGAUAGCUGUGAAAUCGAAGCGAGAAUUACUGCAUCUGCACCAGAGAGGAGAUCCCAGCCGGACUAUCGAGUUUCCUCCUCGACCGCCGCUGCAGAGCCGGCGUAACGAAGCGACGACAGCAGAGCGGAGUGCGGUCAUUACUGCACAUUAUUCAGGAAAGAAACCUGCAGGAAACUGGGAAAUCCAUCCAGAGCGCUCCGUCCUGACGUGUGGAUUUCUGUUCUGAGCAAGUUUAAGUUUAUGAAGAAAUAAUAAAAGUGGGACUGUAGAAGGCGUUUCUGGGUGCUGUCAUUUGAGUUCUCUGUGUGAAAUCCAGCAUUAAUUUGCUUUAUAUUGUAUAAAUAAAACAUGUAGAGUUGUAUUUCUUCCUGAAUGUCACCAUUUAUACUCACAUUUUGUUUGAAAAUAGACUUAAGUUAAUUUCCCCAUUGUAAGCACAAUAAGCGGUACUUUGACCAUGAAAAUGUUCCGUUUCUUUGCUAAAAAAAAAAACAGUUUAGUAUUUAUUUAGUCACACUUCGCUGUGGGUGCACAAGUUUAGUUUGGAAAUAAAGUUAAUUUCCCCAAUA